AUGUACUUUUGCUGAUAUCCUGAUUCCAAAAUGAACUCUCGGGUUAAAAGUGUACUUGACGGUUUUCCGGGCGCGUGCAACUCUUCUGUGAAGCUGAUGUCAAAACGCAAAUAAGCAACCUCUUAUCCGGACAGGGCUGGAUGGUGAAAGAGAAAAAGAAGAAACAACAAUCGCCGAGACAACGAAAUGCCGUUGGGUCGACUCGCAGAUAGAAAAGAAAAUUGCAAUUAAAGGAGAUUUAUCUGAAACCAGAAGAGUACAUUUCUUGAGUGAUUAAUUUUUGGUGUUAUUUACAGAUUAAUUUUUAAAAAAGCAAUCUCAGGUAGAAAUGCGUACAGCUGUAAAAAAGAAUGUGGACACUUUCUGGUUCUAAAGAUAAGAACUAUAAUUUGUUGAUUUUAUUGUCUGAAUAAUAUGUCUUAUUAAGGAUAGCAGGAACAGUGACGUGGUAGCCCUCAUGAUUAUUUCUGAAAGCUAAAAAACGGUUGAGUGUAUUAAUGUGUGCCAGUAUUUUAAAAACAUUUUUUCUCUUUUGAAAAUCAGUCUAGAGACGCAUACUCAUUGUCAUGCGCAGACGGAAUAAAAAGCAAGAUCGGGAGGCGAACCUGUAUAAUAUAUAUGACAACCUUUGCCAGUUCGGGUAUUUUCCGGGGCAAAACGACUCUUACCGAGUGUGCUUACCUCUGCUCGAAAUGACCUCAACGUCCGAGGGAAAGAAGGAGCAGCAAAAAUUCGCGUUGGCCAAACGCACUUGCGUGAGGUCCAGGUCGUACCCACAAGGACAUGGUGAACUUGACAGAAAAGAGGAAAAUACACCGAUUAUACCAUACUGGAAAGUUAAGCGACGCCUCCACGCAGUGUUUAAGCAACAUCGAAGUUUUGAUUCGUUAUUGCCUGACGAGUUCCGCAUUGUCCACCUCAAGGCGGAUGGAAUAAAUCAACAUACUGAGACUUCCAUUAUCCCGGCCAAGUACCUGGAGAGUAGUCUUUGCUUUCCAAAUUCUAUGGUGAGCAAGAACAAAUUAGACGACACUACCCAGUGGGAAAGUGACAGUUACGACCCUGCCCCUAGUCCUUUUCAACAGUUACAGCAAGUCUUCUCCAGUGACUGGGCGUUUGCUUCAGCACCACGGAGAGUACUGAAAACGAAUAUCCCCUUUGCCAAGAGAACAUCUUGCGAAGUGUUGUUUGGAGGAGGGGUUUUGAAUAGUUCAAAUAAAGAAAUUGUUUCCCCUUUUAACAAAAGUGUAAACAUUCAAGAUCAUGUAACAAAAGCUCUAGAGCCUAAUACAAGAACGGUUAGCAAUCAGUCAUCAUUUGCAACUCAAGUCAAGGUGAAAGUACCACAAAAAGGUGUCCCAGAAAAAGUCAGGAUUAAAACCAAAUGUGUGGAAGGUCGGCUUGAAAAAGAGAACUCGCCACAAACGGCUUCUGCAACCUGUAAAAAAAACUUUAAACAAGCAGUCACCCUUUUUGCUCUGCCUAAUGCAUUAGUAAAAAACGAGGACUCAGUGGAAAAAAGAAGAGAAUACACCUCAGCAUCAGUGUUGGAGCUGCAAAAAGCUGAUGACAGUAAAACGCUCGUGGAAUCAAACAAUGCAUCUCUACGCGGGGUAAAGGUAUGCCAUUUGUCUUCACAUAUUGGCAAGAUGCAACUCAAGCAUGGAUCAGCAAGAAUUAGAAACCAGAGAAAAAUAUUUUCUGAAUCGGGAAAAUCUUUCUCACUGGAAUCAACGACAGCCUCAAAGAUUGUCAAGUCGAAAACACCGACCCUGCGUCGUAGUCAUAGCACAGACAAUAAACAGCACCACGUACUCCCGCAGUUCCAAGCAUCUCUUCUUCUGGACGGAAACUAUUUAAUGGCGUCAGAUGAAGAAUUGACUCCCAGGGAUGAAAGAAAUUUUGGGCUGUGCAUUUAUGACCCAGUGGACAUUUCUUUGUGUUCCCAGCUGCCAGGUACUUCAGGCAUGAAAAAAUCAUUUGGCUCCGACACACCGAGCCAGCAUACAAGACCUGUACCAAAAGGUUUGCAAAGACAAAACAGUAUUUCAUAUCCUGACUUAAAAGCAGAUCUAAAUGAUCUUGGGAAAAACUGUCUUUGGAUGAACUCGAAUGAUGGCCAAAGCAAAGAGAUUGCUCACGGCGUAGUGGUAGAAUCUUCAGCACCAUUAUCGAAUACUGCUUCCAUCCAAGGAAACAGACGGGAGACCCUGCCGCUAAAAAGGCUGCAUUCCGGAUCAGAUUUAAAUGAGCGAGCGAAGAAGAGGCUUGAGGCAAUGAAAGAAAAAGAACGUAUACGGUGCCAGUCCUUGGUGAUUACGAACACACCUAACUGCAGAGCCUUCAACGUUUGCACAGAGGUGUCUGAAAACAUAAAUAAUUUUAGCCCAAGUGACAAUAUUGGGUACGUCUCUGAGUCGCAGUCGCACGAUGAGCAUGAAACUGUACAGGCCGCUGCUAUAACUCUACAAGUCAAAAAGCCAUUCAAAUCACAGUCAGACAUUCCUGAAAUUUCUGCUCAAGUGAGAGCACUUCACAGGUCUCUGUCUGUUAACAAAGCACUAAGUACAUAUGGUGAUGAAGCCAGUACGCAGCUGACAUAUAAUUCUUCGCUUCUAGCUCGGGGUCAGUCUGAGAAAGGAGUCCGUCAACUUUGGCAAGGACAGCUAUUGUCCGAAGGUGUCAUCCACACGGCGAGACACUUUAGGCCAUCAAAGGAAAAAUGCUUCAUAACAGCGCACAGUAUAAACAAGGCGCUGGAUUGGGGUAAAACGUCCUCUGGGGUGAGGGAAAAUGCCGACAAAAAUAAGAGUGACAACAGUAUUAUAACGAAUUGUAUGAACACACAUUCAGUUAUUACAUGUCAAGGCACAGGUGUCAGCACUCAAAAGAUGAAUCUCGUGACCCUGAGCUUAACUAUUGUUAAGAUAAAGUCAUGGAAAAGAAAAUGUCGGGAACGAAUACAUGCACAAAGCGAGGACACGCUUUGUUGUGAUCUCUCCGAGACUGAUGACAAAGAACAGUAUUCAGUUCAUGCAGUUGACAGCAGUAAGGGAUUAGAGUAUAGCCAAGAUCAGGCUGGAUCUUCUGCAUCUGAAAAUGAAAACAGCCUGCUCUUGAGCAGCUGCCACGUUGGAAUGUCACGGAAAAAAAUAAACGCAGUCUCUUACAAAAAUUCUGACAAAGAAAUGAUUAAAAUGAUAUGUUCCAAACCUUACGAUAGGACAAAGAGCAGCGUGUACACAGUGUGGAGGACCUACAGUAUCAUUCGGAGGUGGUCAGCCCGAGCACAGAAGUCGCACGUGACGAGAACGGAGACAGUAUGUGAAACACAUUCUGUGACUCAUGCCUCGCUUCCUGGUCCAAGGAUAGACGGAAGAACAGAUGACAACUUUACUGACGUACAUACACGAGAUAUUUUUUCCAACAACAUUUGCAGAGACGAUCCCCGGGGUCGUCAAAAUUUAGACUCAACGGUCUCUCAACACUGCAGUGGUGACAUAAUUGAUAGCAAAAUAAUUAUCCCAGCUAUGGAGAUCUUUCAAAAGAGCACAAAUGGCAGAGAAUUUGGUAACAUUGUAAAUGCUCCCGAAAAUGCAGAACGUAUGGACCAGGUAGUAGAAUCAUCUAGCAUUAUAACAACAGUGCUAACACACACUAACAAUGACGACGCUGAUAUGAUCGGACAGGUUACAGGGACUUCUGAAGUAGUUAAAACAGUGUCCUCACAACUAAUCGAUGUUGACAAAGAUGACGGAGUAGACUUUGUCGAUAACAACCUAUGUGUUAGUCCUAGUCACACUUCACCUGAGACCGCAAAACCGUGGAGUGAGCCUGAUCUACAAUCACAGCUUCUCAAUGAUACAUUCGACGUUCGCUCAAAGUCGUGUCGAUCUUCUCAAGGAAGUACCCUUAGUAAAAAAAUGAUAGAUGUAUCCCCAGUUGAAGACGAGGUUUUCUUUAGCUCCACUGUCUCUCUUCCUCUACCAGCAUCCCCAGUCGUGAAAAACCCUUCAGCAUGGCACAGCUUACAGCAAGCACAGCACUCAUACCAGCACACGGCUCACGAUGAUAAACAGCAAGACGCCAAAGAAAAAUUUUCCAGUGGGAACUGCCAUCUCUGGGAAGUACAAACGGCUGAAUUUUCAAAAUUUGAAGGUGGAAAUUCAGGUCAGUCUUAUGCCUUAGAGUUUGGAGGUAGUCUACCUUGUGCCACGGACAUAAAUACAGCAUCAGAUAUAGUGGACAAUGUAGAUGAGAAAACGGAAACAUCAGUAAAUGUCUUGGUUUCUGGAGUUGAAAGUGGAGCUUGUCAUGAAGAACAACUUUGGAACGAGAAACGAUGUUCUGUGUUGACCCAGGCAGAUGAGCAAACACAAGUUAAGUGGAAUACUUUUUCAACUGUAACUGACAGCAGACAAGUAGAUCACUCAAACAGCAACUUUGAGGAGCAUUCUCUGCAUCCAAACGAAGAAGAUGUACACAGCCAAAGCCUCGCGUACGCGCUUUAUAAAAAGGAUGGCCAAGAUGACAAGCACAUGUCCUUGUCAAAUGAACAGUUUCCAGACUGCAGUAUCUUUUUAACUGAUACAGAAAAAAUGUGUCCCUUAACGCUUUCGCCACUUGGCCACUCACUAACAUCCGCAACGGCUAAUGAUCUUGAUAUCCAUCCGAAUGUCACGGUACGAAGUUCCUCCGUAAGCAGCUGUGAUGUAGAGUUACUGGAUGCUGGUAGAGGACACUUGAGUUCCACAGACUUUCUAGACGAAAUGAGCGAUACACUUGGCAGGAGCAGCAAAGAUGAGGAUGCUCAAGAUAUUGAUACAUUAUCAGCCUCAGGUACGCUUAAAAGACAACGUUCUCCCUCCCUUCUUGCCAUGUUCUCCACUGACAGUCUCUUUUCGAGAGUGUCAGAUGGCAGCUCAGAACGAAAAUCAGCAAAAAGAGAAACCAGUUUGAAGGGUAGCGGGCCACGAAAAUCAAGGUCAUAUGGCCGUUUUCUCGAAGAAGAUGAGGACGAUGGCAUGAAGGAAUUACGAACUAAGACUAGGCACAGCAAAUUAAAACUAUCCCAGAGCAGUUUAUUGGAAGAAAGAGGUCGCGGGUUAGAUCUUGAAGAUAUAUCAGAGAACACGUUUGGGCCAUGCCGUGGUAUGGAUCAUUUCCAGAAGCCGAAAGGCUGUGAAGAUUUAGUAUCGCUAGAGAAUAAGACCCUUCUUAGUGCUAGGGUUAGGUCUGCUCGAGACUCACUCAAGGUUAGCCCUCCUCCUUGCGGGGGCAGUUGGCAGCGAGGGCCAACAGCAGAUGUCCAGAACACUGCAGAACCCUCAGACUUGAUCCCAAAGAACACAAAGAAACAGAAGAGCGCGGGCUAUGUCCCGAUGCAGCAUGACUGGUCCCCCCGAGCACUGCUCACGUCUCAGGUCGUCGUGGAGCAGCGGGAAGUAGAACAGGACCUAGGCUGGCCUGUGUCCAGUAGUGGGCUGAAGCUGACCUCGCGGACUUUCCUGCGAGAACGCCAGACUCACCACCGCCGAGGGGGAGCACGUCAAAGACAUAACAGCGACGGGAUGCCUCUACAGCGACAGCUCAGGGAUCUAUUCAGGACGUUCACUUGUUGCGGUCUGUGCAGGGAGGCGGAUUGA
Aplysia californica (California sea hare) is the source of this 5645-nucleotide messenger RNA. RefSeq lists its product as uncharacterized. The transcript is spliced from 5 exons. The record is from RefSeq and is a predicted model, not a curated record. NCBI's taxonomy places the organism in Eukaryota, Metazoa, Mollusca, Gastropoda, Aplysiida, Aplysiidae. The coding region runs from base 567 to 5645 and encodes 1692 amino acids.